AUGGACCGGACCACCUCCCUCGCACCCGCAAAACAAUCCCUCCCCCGCCCGUCAUCCGUUGCCUCCACCACCACCACAUCCACCAACAAAACCCGGCAGUACGCCCACCUGCACGCCCAGCUGGCGCAGCUGAACGCGCACCUCGCCGACACGGAGAACCUGCUGCGGAUGACGGCCGUGCAAGCCCAGGACAUGCGGUUCCUGGGCGGCUACGUUGGCGCGCUGUUCAUGGGCAGCGCCAAAGUCCUGGGUGAGGAGAGCGUGCAGGGCGCCAGUAGGGGAGGGGGAAAACAGGGGGAGGAGCCCAAGGAGUCGUGA
Molecule: messenger RNA, 318 nt
Organism: Fonsecaea erecta
Lineage: Eukaryota; Fungi; Ascomycota; Eurotiomycetes; Chaetothyriales; Herpotrichiellaceae
Exons: 1
Coding region: 1-318 (105 amino acids)
Biological process (GO): attachment of spindle microtubules to kinetochore
Cellular component (GO): DASH complex
Source: RefSeq, a predicted model, not a curated record